ACAUCACGCUAUGACCAAUAGAAGCGGAGCAUCAUCGAUCGAAAUAAAAUGUCUUCAAAUAUGUGUUCAGAAGAUUACAAAACUACAACAACUAAUACUGUAAAUAUUUCCACCGACAUUCAUAGCAUAAAGCAAGAAUUGUCAAAUAUCAAACAAGAAUUAAAUGUAUUCAAAAUGUACGUACACUCGAUAUAUCAAAAGAUAGAAGAUUUUGAACGUAGAAUCAUUUACUUAGAGAAUGAACUUUUGUUAAAAGCUGAUUAUUUGAAUGAUAAUAAUGAACCGAAGAAAACUGCGAAUAUGAGAGAUAUUUAUAAUGAAUUCGAUUUGCUGCGUGGACAUGAAAUUGAUUCUUUAAACGCAUUAGAUGCAACGGGAAAGCAAAUCCGGAAUCUGCAAGUUGUGCCCGAUGUGGCAAUAGGCUUGCCGUUUAACACAGAAAGAAUACAUACGAAAUGUAUUAGUAGUGCCUUUGCUUACCCCUUGGGGGACAAAAUGGAAUGCGUGGAAAAAAACAAUGUCAAUGAAAGUGAAAUAGACGAAACUCAAACAAAUGUGGAUGAUUUAUCAGUAGAUUGUAUGGAACGAGGUUCAAUAGUGUUUAUGUAUGCAGGGGGAAUAUGGGACUAUCUCAAAGCAACAGAGGAGCUUCGUCUGAACAACAACGGUCUGGGCAUAACGGGAGGGCGACUCCUCGCCAGUGCCCUGAAGCAGCGCAGGCGCAGGUUGAAAAUCUUCGUCGCUGGACGGAACAGACUCGAGAAUGACGGGGCGAAGGCGCUCGCGCAAGUGUUUCAGGAAAUGGGCACACUAGAAGAGGUGGCGAUGCCCCAAAACGGCAUAUACCACGUGGGCAUAUCGGCGCUGUCGACCGCGUUCAAGUCGAACCCGCGCCUCAGCAGAUUGAACCUUAACGACAACACAAUAGGGGCGAAGGGAGCGCGCGCCGUCGCCGACGCUCUGCCACAUCUGAAGAAUCUCCGGUGCAUUAACUUCGGCGACUGCUUGUUGAAGAGCAAGGGCGCGUGCGCACUGGCGAAGGCUUUAAAGGACAAUUCGCCUUUAUUAGAGUCACUAGAUCUGAGUCACAACGAGAUCGGACGCGCUGCGUGUCUGGAGGUGGUGGAGGCGCUGACGGUGCUGCCGGACAGCGGCGAGAGGCUGUCGAGGGUCGUGCUCGCUGGCAACAGUCUCGGCGGAUCUGCAGACAAGAAGGUGUUGAGGGACAAACUCGGCGCCUGCGCAGAGCUCAGCGACGGAGAGGGAAGCGAUAACGAAUACGUGACAGAUUCGGACGAGGACAAUUCAGAAGCUGAGGAGGAUACGGAGGGCGAAUCUGAAGACAGCGCCACGGAGGACGCUCAGCAUCAAGACACCUCCGUGGAUGUCAAAGAGCUGAUUCUGGAUACGUCAGGAUCAGACGACGUCCAGGACUCUGUGGAGAGGUUCCUGCUGAAUCCCACCAUCGAGAACUUCGAUAGGAUUGGAGAUAACGCGGCCGAAGUCAUUGACGCUUACUUACAGCGCACGUGCGAGGCGGCGUCGCUGCCGCGGCAGUACGCGUGCGCGGCGCUGGCGGCGGGGUCGCUGGCGCGGCGCAGCGCGGGCGCGCGGGCGGCGGCGCGGGCGCUGCUGGCGCGGCUCACGCGCAGCGCCGGCGAGCUGCGGUGGCCGGUGGCGGACGCGCUGCUCGUGGGACUCGGCCUUAUCAAGAGUGAGAACAAAGAUUUCAAGAUACGCUGGUCGGUGGGCGAGUGCUACUCCUCCGUGGCGGAGGUGCUGCAGGAGCCAUACUUCCCGGCGUCCGUGCGGGACACGCUCAGGUACUUUAUCGCCAGCAAGUUGCCAACACUUCCGGCGGAUGUGCGAGAGGAGAUACAACGGCAUCCGGCGCUAUUCUCGUAAUAAAGAUGUUUGUUUGUU
This is a messenger RNA of Manduca sexta (tobacco hornworm), 1923 nucleotides long. It is a transcript of the gene RanGAP, whose product is annotated as ran GTPase-activating protein 1. Lineage: Eukaryota; Metazoa; Arthropoda; Insecta; Lepidoptera; Sphingidae. The transcript is spliced from 11 exons. Gene Ontology annotation, molecular function: small GTPase binding; GTPase activator activity. Gene Ontology annotation, biological process: signal transduction; activation of GTPase activity; nucleocytoplasmic transport. The coding region runs from base 49 to 1905 and encodes 618 amino acids. Gene Ontology annotation, cellular component: cytosol; nucleus; perinuclear region of cytoplasm. The record is from RefSeq and is a predicted model, not a curated record.